ACCUUUGUAUGGCUUUUCAAUUUUAGUUGAAAUUCCCUCUAUGGCCUUUUGGAGUCCUGUGGUGUGUCUCCAGAGUAAAUUUCGAUUACUCUACAUUUCAUCAAUGUUGGCGUGGCAAGAAAAAGGAGGAGCUGAUUUGGGUGAAAAGCUUUUUUUUCUAGGUAUAACAAACUGUAAACUUUAAAAAGAAAAAAAAAGUGAAGAUGGGUGAAAAGAAACCAGAGCCUUUGGACUUUGUGAAAGAUUUUCAGGAAUAUCUGACUCAGCAGACCCAUCAUGUGAACAUGAUUUCUGGAUCAGUUAGUGGGGACAAAGAAGCAGAGGGUCUUCAGGGAGCUGGAACAGAUGGUGAUCAAAAUGGACUUGAUCACCCAUCUGUUGAAGUUUCCCUGGAUGAAAACUCAGGAAUGUUAGUAGACGGGUUUGAACGGACCUUUGAUGGAAAGCUCAAAUGUCGGUACUGCAACUAUGCCAGCAAAGGGACAGCCCGGCUUAUCGAACAUAUCAGAAUCCACACAGGUGAGAAACCUCAUAGAUGUCACUUAUGUCCAUUUGCAUCUGCUUAUGAGCGUCAUCUGGAAGCCCAUAUGCGUUCCCAUACUGGAGAAAAACCAUACAAAUGUGAAUUAUGUUCCUUCCGCUGCAGUGAUCGAAGUAACCUGUCCCAUCAUCGAAGACGCAAGCAUAAAAUGGUACCAAUCAAAGGUACUAGGUCUUCUUUGAGCAGCAAGAAAAUGUGGGGGUUUUUACAGAAGAAAACAAGCAAUUUGGGGUAUAGCAGACGAGCACUAAUCAACUUGAGUCCACCUUCCAUGGUGGUUCAGAAACCAGACUACCUUAAUGAUUUUACCCAUGAAAUCCCAAAUAUUCAGACGGACUCCUUUGAAAGUAUGACGAAAACCACACCAACUGGUGGCCUACCAAGGGACCCCCAAGAACUCAUGGUUGACAACCCUUUAAAUCAGCUCUCAACUCUAGCGGGACAGUUGUCCAGUUUGCCACCUGAAAACCAAAACCCUGCAUCCCCUGAUAUAGUUCCCUGCCCUGAUGAAAAGCCUUUCAUGAUUCAGCAGCCCUCAGCCCAAGCAGUAGUUUCUGCUGUGUCAGCAAGUAUUCCUCAGGGCUCCUCUCCCACAAGCCCCGAGCCUCGGCCAUCACAUGGUCAAAGGAACUACAGUCCAGUGGCAGGUCCGAGCAGUGAACCAAGUGCCCACACAAGUACCCCCAGCUUAGGAAAUAGCCAGCCGAGCACUCCAGCCCCCACCCUGCCAGUCCAGGAUCCUCAGCUUCUGCACCACUGCCAGCACUGUGACAUGUAUUUUGCAGACAAUAUUCUUUACACUAUUCAUAUGGGAUGUCAUGGGUAUGAAAAUCCUUUUCAGUGUAAUAUAUGUGGAUGCAAAUGUAAAAACAAGUAUGAUUUUGCCUGUCAUUUUGCAAGAGGGCAACAUAACCAACACUGAUUUAAAACAAUCACAUUGUGCUCUAUUUGGUUUUUUACCUUUUUGGGCUUUGUGGGUUGAUUUUGUUAGUUUUGGUCUUCCCUAUUAAGGUGUCUCCUAAUUUAACAUUUAUACAUUAUAUUUCUAGAAGGUAGGUUUGACAGUGGAAACAAAAUAUUCCCAUUUUUUUCAUAAAAAUUUGGUCAGGACAAUUUAUGUGUUAGAACAGUUAGGCAGAUUGGUGUCUCUAUCUUUCAUCUAGACAUUUGAGAAUUGGAGUUCGAGCAUAAUCUUAUAGGUGUUCAUUUAAAUUUCCCACUUUUAUGGCCCAUAAAAACUUCACGACUUAUCCUUACUUUUGAAAUAUCAGUAUAUUCUUGGGUAGUUCUGCCACAUAUCAAAAUGAUAGAAUAUUUCCUCUUACUAUAUUUGUUACAACUUAUUUCAUUGUUUAAUAGGGGAAUUGCUUUUAAAUUUGUUCUUAAUUAAAAUACUA
This is a messenger RNA of Choloepus didactylus (southern two-toed sloth), 1938 nucleotides long. Its product is annotated as zinc finger protein Pegasus-like. Gene Ontology annotation, molecular function: RNA polymerase II cis-regulatory region sequence-specific DNA binding; DNA-binding transcription factor activity. Lineage: Eukaryota; Metazoa; Chordata; Mammalia; Pilosa; Megalonychidae. The transcript has a single exon. Bases 204 to 1463 code for a protein of 419 amino acids. The record is from RefSeq and is a predicted model, not a curated record. Gene Ontology annotation, biological process: regulation of transcription by RNA polymerase II.